Messenger RNA from Closterium sp. NIES-65, 732 nucleotides. Lineage: Eukaryota; Viridiplantae; Streptophyta; Zygnematophyceae; Desmidiales; Closteriaceae. The record is from the annotation of a GenBank genome assembly.
AUGGAGCAAGCAAGCAAUGAGGCAUUGAGAGAAGGCGCGGAUGGACCCAGCAAGGCGUUGACUGGCGCUGCGGAUGAGAGCAGUGGAGUGCCAGUGAAGGGAGAGCAGCCAAGCAGGGAUGGGUUGAAGGAAGUAGAGGCGGCGAGCGCUGCUGAGGUGUUAAGUGCAGGAGGUGUGGGAGGAGGAGGAGGAGGAGGAGGAGGAGGAGGAGGAGGAGGAGGAGGAGGAGGAGGAGGAGGAGGAGGAGGAGGAGGAGGAGGAGGAGGAGGAGGAGGAGGAGGAGGAGGAGGAGGGAGGAAUGGAGGAGGGAGCAGUCGGCGAGUGAGAGGCGGCAUAAGAGAGAGUUCCAGUCUCAUUUUCCUCUCGCCCAACAUUGCCUGCCUGCUUCACUCCACUGAUCCCAACUGCAUCAUCCACGCACACGCGCCUCGAGGCAACCGCGUCACAUGCUUCUCUCACCGCCUUUCUCCCUUCCCCAUUCGCCUUCGCCUCCCCUUCGCCUCCCCUCUUCAACUCUCUCCGCACCUCCUCACCCUUCUCUUUCCCACUUUUCUGUGCGCGCACCACUUGCUCUCUGCGCGCAAUACCACCCCCCUGCUUCGCCUGUGCGUCACUGCGGCUAUUACCCUGCCCGCCUGGCUCAUUGUCGACUGCUGCCACUGCUGCUACCUUCCCUCUGACAACCGGGUUCCUUUCCCCCUUCCGCACCUGCCCGCUCUGUUCAACCGCUAG